Molossus molossus (Pallas's mastiff bat) is the source of this 1287-nucleotide messenger RNA. RefSeq names its product ATPase family AAA domain-containing protein 1-like. NCBI's taxonomy places the organism in Eukaryota, Metazoa, Chordata, Mammalia, Chiroptera, Molossidae. Gene Ontology annotation, molecular function: ATP binding; ATP hydrolysis activity. Gene Ontology annotation, cellular component: mitochondrial outer membrane. The record is from RefSeq and is a predicted model, not a curated record.
AUGAAGCAUGGAGGAGAGGUCUGCACCAGAAGUAUGCAUUUGGGAGUCCUCACUGUAAAUAUGGUAGUCAAAGCCAUGGGAAUGGAAGAGCAGUUGCCUAGCAACCUUAAAAAAUUUGUGGUCUUCCUGUGUGAGACUCGGGUAACUGUCAAGAUAGUAUAUGCUGAAGCCCUUUCUCGUCCCUUGAGUUGGAAUGAAGUUGUUGGAUGAAUUUUCCCUUUGACAAUAUUUGGUGCAGUAACAUACUUUACAACCAAAGGGAUGGUAGAUGCAGUUGAUCCAACCAGAAAGCAAAAGGUAGAAGCUCAGAAACAGGCGGAAAAGUUAAUGAAGCAAAUGGGUGUGAAAAAUGUGAAACUUUCAGGACAUGAAAUGAGUUUUGCUGCUCACCUUGUAGACCCGCUUAACAUGCAUGUUACGUGGAGUGGUAUAGCAGGGUUAGAUGAUGUUGUCAUGGAUCUGAAAGACCCUGUCAUCUUACCUAUCAAGAAGAAACACUUGUUUGAAAAUUCCAGGCUUCUGCAGCCCCCAAAAGGUAUUCUUCUCUGGCCUCCGGGCUGUGGUAAAACAUUGAUUGCCAAGGCUACAGCCAGAGAAGCAGGCUGUCUGUUUAUUUACCUUCAGCCUUCAACACUGACAGAUAAGUGGUAUGGAGAAUCUCAGAAAUUAGCUGCUGCUGUUUUUUCCCUUGCCAUAAAGCUACAGCCUUCCAUCAUCUUUAUAGAAGAAAUAGACUCCUGUCUACGAAACCGUUCAAGUUCUGACCAUGAAGCUACAGCCAUGAUGAAAGCUCAGUUUAUGAGUCUCUGGGAUGGGUUGGAUACUGAUCACAGCUGCCGGGCCAUAGUGAUGGGAACUACUCAUCGCCCUCAGGAUCUCGACUCAGCUCUAAUGAGAAGAAUGCCUACAAGAUUUCAUAUCAGUCAGCCUGCUCUGAAACAAAGAGAAGCAAUCCUGAAACUCAUCUCGAGGAAUGAAAAUGUGGGUAGGCAUGUGGACCUGCUAGAAGCUGCCCAGGAAACUGAUGGGUUUUCAGGAAGUGACCUAAAAGAGAUGUGUCCAGGUGCUGCCCUUCUCCAUGUCAGGGAAGAUGUUAAUUCAGAGGAAAGCCACGACGAGAAUGAAAUUCAGCCUGUGCAACAACAGGACCUGCAUCGGGCAAUUGAAAAGAUGAAGAAAUCAAAGGAUGCAGCAUUUCAGAAUGUUUUAACACGUUUGUUUAUGUUAAGAGUAAAGGUCAUUUGUACAGGUCAGCGUGACCUGGUUUGGUGGCCCUGUUAUCAUUAG